Zonotrichia leucophrys gambelii is the source of this 1439-nucleotide messenger RNA. RefSeq names its product RAS guanyl-releasing protein 2-like. Gene Ontology annotation, molecular function: guanyl-nucleotide exchange factor activity; calcium ion binding. The transcript is spliced from 12 exons. Gene Ontology annotation, biological process: positive regulation of GTPase activity; Ras protein signal transduction. Gene Ontology annotation, cellular component: plasma membrane. The record is from RefSeq and is a predicted model, not a curated record. NCBI's taxonomy places the organism in Eukaryota, Metazoa, Chordata, Aves, Passeriformes, Passerellidae. The coding region runs from base 1 to 1308 and encodes 435 amino acids.
AUGGGGACUGGGCACCGGCUCCGGGACAUCCGCGUGUUCGCGCGCUCCGCGGGCACCUCGAGCUCUCCCUCGCUCCGCCGCCUGGUGGCGCUGUCCAACGGCCUCUCGCGCUGGGUGCAGCUGCGCGUGCUGCGCCCCCUGGCGGCGCCGCAGAGAGCGGCAGCGCUGGGGCAGUGCCUGCGCCUGGGCCAGAGCCUCCUGGAGCUCCGCAAUUUCAAUUCGCUCCUGGCCGUGGUCGGGGGGCUCGGCCACGGCUCCAUCGCGCGCCUGCGCCGGACCCUGGCCCUGCUGGAGCCCCCCAUGGUCCAGCUGUGGGCACAGCUGGCCGAGGCCGUUGGGUCUGGGGGCAAUUACCGCCGGUACCGGGCGCUGCUGGGGGGCGCGGGGGGCUCGGGCGGGUUCCGGGUCCCGGCGCUCGGGGUUCACCUGCGGGACCUGGUGGCGCUCGAGGCGGCGCUGCCCGACUGGGGGGGCCCGGGACGCCCCCACCCCAAUAAACUGCGGGCCCGCUUCGCCCUGCAAGGGGCGCUGCUGGCGGGGCGGGAGCAGGGACCCCCCGGGACCCCCCACCCGGAUUUGCUGCGGCUGUUGGAGGUGUCGCUGGCGCUCGGGCCCAGCGAGGAGCAGCUGCACCAGAUGUCGCUGCAGCGCGAGCCCCGCGAGAGCGCCCCCGCCGGGCCCCCCCCGGAGCUGCCCCCCGCCCUCCCCCCCGAGCGCUGGGUCCUGCCCGAGCCCCCCCGGCCCGACCCCGAGGGGCUCCGGCCCCGCCUCGAGCAGCUCGUGGAGUCCAUUUUCCGGAAUUUCGACGUGGACGGCGACGGGCGGAUCUCGGUGGAGGAAUUUGGGAUCGUGCGGGAAAAUUUCCCCCACCUGCCCCCGCUGGGGGAGCUGGACACGGACAUGGACGGGGGGCUCAGCCGGGGGGAGGUCCUGGAUUAUUUCCUGCGCUGCAGCCAAGGACCCCCCCCGGGACCCCCCCACAAUUUCCGGGGGCUGCGGGGGCUCCGUGCGGGGCCCUGCGAGAGCUGCGGGAAACUGAUUUGGGGUCUGCACAAGGAUGGGAUGGAGUGCAGCGGCUGCGGCCUGCGCUGUCACAUCGCCUGUCGCGAUCGGCUCCGCCCCGAGUGUCGCCGCCGGGCCCAAAGCGUCACCGCAGCCCCCCCGGACCCCCCAGGACCCCUCCCCAAAUCGCGGCCCCGCUCCUUCAGCCUCUCCCUGCCCUGGCCCCGCCGCGCCUCGCUGCGCCCCUCAGACCCCCCCGAGGAGAAUGAGGAGGAUGAGGAUGGAGUGUUUGACACCCACCUGUGACAGGAUCCCGAAGGCUCCGGACCCCCCUGACCCCCCCUGACCCCGAGGAUUUUGGGGGGGGUUUUGGGGGUCCUGACCCCCCCCCCCGGUAUUUUGGGGGGGUUUUGGGGGGGAUCAAUGUGGGAAUAAAC